Molecule: messenger RNA, 817 nt
Organism: Emiliania huxleyi CCMP1516
Lineage: Eukaryota; Haptophyta; Isochrysidales; Noelaerhabdaceae
Exons: 1
Coding region: 141-722 (193 amino acids)
Source: RefSeq, a predicted model, not a curated record
GGAGUGCCGCCCCUGCCUCGCAGUCGCAGUCGCGAUCAACGCCAGCCGCCAGGUUCGCCGCAGCUGCCCCCGUGGUGGCUAGCCCCAGUGCGCCGGCCGCGAGGCCCAGGCCUACCGCUCUCGAUGGGAGGCCGGCCAAGAUGCCGCGCAGCUCGUCUGGAGCUGGGCCGUCGGUCAGCUCCGCAGUUGCUGCAGACUCGGGAGCCGUCGGCCCUGCGGCGGGCGUCGACCCUUCCUCUGCAUCUGAGCCGCCGCGGAAGCGGAUGCAGCGAGUCGUUGUCGACUCUGACGAGGAGGACGAUGCAACCCCCGGCUUCCGAAGAAUCCCAAUGGCCGACGAGUGCGGUGUUAACGGCUGUCCAUUAGCCCGCGGGCACCCCGGUCCAUGCGCUAUUGAUCUUGGGCAAGGGCGCUCUGGUCGAGGGAAAGCGCCGGUGUCCUACGCGGAACCUGCCAACGAAUACGAAGGGACCCACCUUGGCGAUAUCCCUUUGAUGGUUGGAGCGGACAGGCCACCCGCGGGCGCACCGCCCAACCUGCCCCUGACCUCGCUGGUUCGCGGGGAUCGCGUGCGCUGCCGCAAGGGCAGCCACAAGGGAAAAUUCGGCGUGAUUGACAGCGUGAAGGACGGCAAGGUCAGGGUCAAGUUUGAUCCCAUACCCCCGUCUGCGACGGGAGAAGUAUCGAAAUUGCAGCUUGCGGAUAAAUUCGAGAAAAUGUAGAUUACUAGCACGUAGGAAGGUUUAGAAGUGCUCGACGCCUUUCCAGCAUGUGAAUGUACGAUGUAUCUAGAAAAUAUGAUCGUAUAGAGCCGUUC